Molecule: messenger RNA, 1650 nt
Organism: Colletotrichum spaethianum
Lineage: Eukaryota; Fungi; Ascomycota; Sordariomycetes; Glomerellales; Glomerellaceae
Exons: 3
Coding region: 1-1650 (549 amino acids)
Source: RefSeq, a predicted model, not a curated record
AUGGUUUCCGUAACGAUCACCUACAAGAAGCCCGGCACGCAGCCUCCCAUCUUCGUCGCCGGCUCCUUCUCCGAUCCACAAUGGCAGCCUCAGGAAAUGCAAUUCACUACCGAGGACGGCGGAGAACACACCUUCCACAAGAAUAUUGAGGUGCCGCCUAGCUCGCAGAUCCAGUAUAAAUUCCGAGUUGGUCUGGGUGACUGGUGGGUUCUCAACGAAGACGCCCCUACAGCUCCGGAAUCCCAGGAGUACAAACAGCUCAACGGUGACAACGGCGAGCAAGCUACCAAAGCUUCUGAAAGCAUGAAGGCCUCAGAUGCCGCUGCUGCUCAAUCGGCCUCUCAGUUUGAGCCGAAUUUAAAGGUUAUAGAUCACCUCAAGGACGGGGAACGGCAACGACUCUCAUCGACGCCAAUUGAACAAGUCGCGGCUACCGCAGCAGAGGUCGCCGACAGCGCCGCGGAGCUCGACACCGAAGAGGAGGCGGCUCGCCUUGCACCACUUCUCAAAGGCGUCGAUCAGCUGAAGGAUGAGGAGCGAAAGCGCCUCUCGUCGACGCCUAUUGAGCAGGUUGCUAGCGUUGCCGCCGAGGUUGCCGACAGCGCCCAAAAGCUGGAUGUUGAUGAGAACCUCGAAGAGAGGGACAACGCAGAAGACGGCCCCCCGCCACUGUUUGCCCACGAAGCUCUAGGACCCUACGAGCCUUCGGGCAGUGACGACGAAGAGGAGGCUUCUAAGAGGUUUGAUCACCAUGGCACUGUUGAUUACGACGUCGACAAGUACGAUCUCAAUGAUCCGACGUUGGAGCGCUGGCCCUCGAACCGCAGCGAGAUCAUCGACGCCGUGCGCAAGGUCGAAACUGGACGUAACGAGGAUCAGACCACCUUCCACGGCGCACCUGUGUCCCCCAUUAUCGUAUCGCGAAAACCCAAUCUUGAUCACUACUAUGAGGAAGCCGUCAUCUCGUCAGGACCCUCUAGCCCAGGUUCCACCAAGAGGCUUGAGUUGCCUAGAAGAUCUCACGGCUCAAUGGUAUCAGACAGAUCGCUCCUGUCUCUGGGAUCAAUUGCUGAAGAGGAUAAGGAAACGCCGAGUGCUGAGGAAGCCGACCGCGAGAACGAUGGUUUGGUCCGGGUCCCGAGCCCUGCGAUACGACCAACACCAAACACCUUUACGUCACCCGCGAGCGACGAGGACGAGGGAGUCGUUAUGAAAGGUUCCAAGGCCAAGUCAAAGAAGAGUUCGGAGUCGGCAAGGUCAGAGUCUCCGCACAUUAACGGCGAGUCCAACGGCAAGCAUCCGAUGAAUAUAUCGCCCAAGACAUCGCCCGCACAGCCGGACAGCCCUAGCAUCCAUGUCGAGCCACCCGAGCAGGCUGGAGAGUCCAGCAACACUCAGGAUAACAACCAGGCAAAGUCUGUUGGCUUCAACCCUGCCGAUUCGGCGUCUACGACCGGCCGAGAUGGUGGUCACAAGGGGCAAAUCAAGAAGCGCGGAGCUUCAUCGACCGAACGCCCUAGCACUCCUUCCUCGAUACACAGCGUCACAGACAGCAAGGGUGGCUGGCUGCACGCUUUCUUCCGCGUGUUGUUUGUAGACUGGAUCGGUGGUUUGUUCAGCCGGUUAUUCGGCAGCAAGAGAAAGGCGUAA